AUGGACGCAGAUGAAUGUGUAUGGAUGUAUAUUGCUUGGGUAGGAAGGUGGGCUGUACAGCUUGCUUCAGAGGGUUUGAGGAUAUCUGAGGAGACAUCAGAUACAAAAAGAGAUACAAUGAAUUCUACUUUUGAGAAUAGUUCAUCCACCUGUCACAUAGAAACUAUCAUUCUUGAUGAUAAAGAUGAGAAAUCAGAAGACAAGCCACAACUGGAUCUUAUUUAUGCAAUUAAUGACAGACCACCUUGGUAUUUAUGCCUGCUUCUUGGAUUUCAGCACUAUAUCCUAGCAUUUGGUGGUAUUAUAGCCAUUCCACUAAUUCUUGCAGAUGCAAUGUGCAUUGAAGACAACAAUGUCAAGAGUCGACUUAUCAGCACUAUAUUUUUUGUUUCGGGUUUAUGUACAUUGCUACAGACAACGUUUGGAUCCAGAUUACCUAUUCUGCAAGGGGGUACAUUUAGCUUCCUCACUCCUACUUUGGCAAUUCUAGCUUUACCAGAAUGGGCAUGCCCACACCAAAAAAGCCAGCUGCUUUUGAACUCAACUACCAGUAGAGAUGAUGAAGCAUGGAAAUCCCAUAUGUGUGAGAUACAGGGUGCUAUUAUUGUAGCAUCUUUGCUUCAGAUUUUGCUUGGAUUCACAGGCCUUAUUGGAUUCAUCCUCAGAUUUAUUGGUCCACUUGCAAUUGCUCCUACCAUCACCCUUGUUGGACUUUCUUUAUUUAUUGAGGCUGGGAAAAAAUCUGGCUCUCACUGGGCAAUUGCUGCUUUAACAAUGGGACUGAUCAUUCUUUUCUCUCAGUACUUAAGCAAUGUGAACGUACCUUUAAUUAUCUACAGUAAGAAGAAAUGGAAAAUUAUACGGUAUCCAGUUUUCAAACUUUUUUCCGUGUUGCUGGGAAUGUGUCUGUCUUGGCUCUUAUGUUUCUUGCUUACAGUCUACAAUGUGCUGCCAACUAACAGUAACGAUUAUGGCUAUUAUGCAAGAACUGAUAUCAGGAUUGAUGCUGUUAAAAGUGCCCCUUGGAUUCAUUUUCCCUACCCAUGUCAGUGGGGUCUUCCAACAGUGAGCUUAUCUUCUGUGCUUGGCAUGAUGUCUGGAGUUCUAGCCUCAACUCUAGAAUCAGUUGGCGAUUAUUAUGCAUGUGCCCGACUUUCGGGAGCCCCAGUACCACCAUUUCACGCCAUAAAUCGUGCAGUAGGAAUCGAAGGCAUUGGAUGUGUGGUGGCAGGCAUCUUUGGAACAGGGAAUGGAACCACAUCCUACAGUCAAAAUAUUGCAGCGCUAGGAAUUACAAAGGUUGGAAGUCGACUUGUUCUUCAGUCAGCUGGAAUUUUAAUGUUGUGCAUUGGCCUGUUUGGAAAACUAGGGGCAGUUUUCAUCACUAUUCCCAACCCUGUCAUUGGAGGAAUGUUAAUGGUUAUGUUUGGAAUGAUUUCUGCUGUGGGGAUCUCUAACCUACAGUUUGUGGAUUUAAAUUCUUCCAGAAAUUUGCUUAUUUUGGGCUUCUCAAUAUUUAGUGGCCUGGUCAUACCAACAUGGUUUCACUCCAACAAAGAAAUAGUCAACACAGGAAUUAGAGAACUAGAUCAAGUUAUUAUUGUUCUUUUAACCACUAAUAUGUUUGUUGGAGGAUUCCUCGGAUUUUUUCUGGAUAACACAAUACCAGGAACAGAAAAAGAAAGGGGCAUCAAAGAGUGGCGCAAAACCGGACAAGACACACAGGGAAACAAAGAUGAUGUCUUCUAUGAGCUACCAUACAUGAGCAAACACCUUCACAACUGCAGAUGUGCACGAUAUGUCCCAUUCUUGCCAACUUACAAGACAAUUUAA
Molecule: messenger RNA, 1833 nt
Organism: Erpetoichthys calabaricus (reedfish)
Lineage: Eukaryota; Metazoa; Chordata; Cladistia; Polypteriformes; Polypteridae
Product: solute carrier family 23 member 2
Exons: 13
Coding region: 1-1833 (610 amino acids)
Biological process (GO): transmembrane transport
Cellular component (GO): membrane
Molecular function (GO): transmembrane transporter activity
Source: RefSeq, a predicted model, not a curated record